GAUUCUCGCAUCAGGAUUAGCCUGAAAUUGCAGGAGGCUUGGAUAGAUACCUCUUCCUUCCUCCCCUUUAGAAUGGAAUGAAAAUGCUACAAGUACACUCCACUGAAAGGCAUCACCAGUAUAGUCACAACCAAAGACAAUUUGUCCUGAAUGGUGCUGCCAUCUGUUGGACAAAUUUCUUUUUGGUACUUUCUUCAUCUAGCCAAUGACAAAAUAAAUGUGCCAUGCUUUUGUAAAUUUCUUGAUAAAGAGCAGUGUCAAGUCCAUGGUUUUAGUUUCUGGACGAGAAGGAAUCCAUGAUGAAGUUCAUAGUCAACAAUGUCAAAAAUGGAUGUCGCCAUGGGUAUCUGCAGGACUUUAAACGCUGUUCAGGAGUAAAAGACUUGGUGGUUGAAACCCCAAUGUGUCUGAUGUAUACACGUGGAGGCAGUGUUCCCCAUCUGACUGGAGAUGUCUUGAAAAAAGUUGACAACAUUCCAAAGAUGACGCAGUUGCCCUUAAAUCUUUUGGCUGAACACAAAGGAGCAAUUGGAAUGGUUGCGGGUGGCCUUGGUGGCUUCUGUAGCCUCGAUGAAGGCAGUGUCCUCUACUGUCCUAUACAUGAUACGACUACUGCCGUCCCCUCAGGGUACAAUGGUAACAUUGGCGUGGGCAUUUGGGGAAGAGGUGGGAAAAUCAUGUUGGACAUCGACACAUUCCUGCAAGUCCAAGAAGCCCUGCGAGUUGAUUUCUACCAAGCGAUGAGCGACAAUGACGUUGAUGAGAGAAGUGGGAAGAAACGUCUCAAGAAAUCACACGAUCGAACAAUCAAUUUUCUCGAUCGUACCCUUGAGAGACACCAAAAAUCUGAAAAAUUGAAAGAUACUGAGAUCUUUGGCACAGUUGUUGGUGGGUUUAGUGAAGAAGACAGAAUCUUUUCUGCAAAAGAAACAGCUGAGCGACCAGUGGCAGGUUUUGUUUUGGAUGGUUUCCAUAGAUACGGGCCAGAGAGUGAGAACUUUGAUGUACAACAUCAUCGAGAUCUCAUCAAAGUUACCACUGAUAACCUGCCUAAAGACAAGCCGAGAAUCAUGCAUGGACUAUGGUCUCCAGAUAUGGUGCUCAGCGGUGUCGAGUGCGGCAUUGACAUCUUCGAUAGCUCAUACACAUACAUUGUAACUGAACGAGGCAGUGCCUUGGUCUUUGAUUAUGACUUUCAAAAAUAUGAUAAAGAGAAGUCAUUACCAGCUGAGAAUGGCAACAGUGAUACAUGUACAAGACCAUUUGAAAUAAAUCUCAAGGAGAAAAAAUAUUUUGAUGACUUCAGCCCGCUGUUAGAAGGCUGCACAUGUUAUACCUGCAGGAAUCACACCAAGUCGUAUGUCUCUCAUCUACUCAACACCACAGAGCUGCUGGCUGGCGUUUUAUUACAAAUACACAACUUCCAUCAAUACUUCCACUUCUUCUCGUCACUUCGUGAAUCACUUCGAGAGGACAAGUUCGACGACCUGAAGGCCUUGAUACAACAGCAAAAGAGAUAACAAACAUUCGAAUAGGACGAAUAAAGACUGCGAAGAACUCAUGUUAUUUAUUACAUUAAAGGAGGAGAGCGUUAAGAAUAUACUAAGCUCUCCUUAACAACGUUUACAGGGUUCCAGAAUGUGUUUUAAAAUGACUGAUUUGUGAUGUUAUAGUGUGUACUUGAUUGGAUCCUGAAGUCUUUAGCCUCUGAAUUGAAAAUUGAAUGCCAGCAAUGUACAUGUAGUUUACAGUAUAGGAUUGUUCAAUAGUACAUGUAGGCAAUUGAGUUAUACAGGGUUUUCAGUUUAGAAUUCAUUACAGGUUAUUGAUUUCAACCAUUAUUUCAUUACAUUUGUUGUGGUCUAUUAUAGACAAUGAGUGUAGUUUCUUCCAUAGUGUGUGCCGCUUCAUGCGGGGCCUGACACAACACUAUACAAGUUACAGAUGUCUGCGGCUUCUAUGCAGAUCACAUGGACACAGUCAGGUUCUGCGAGGCAUUUGAAAAGACUGUGCUUUCUGGGGAAGUCUAUCCCUUCAAUCGUUUUGAUUCUUGUGAGAGUGCCAGUUAUGAAGUUGAAUGGUUUGUUCACGCUGAAUGUUGCUGAUCUUGAUGAAUUUGUCACUAGCCGGUCAGAUAUCGUCCAUGUUUUGGAAACUGAAAAGAAAUUAUGAUAUUUUAUUAUUCAGUUAACCAUCCACGAGAAGAGUAAACCCUUGAAAAAAGUGUGAAAUGGUCAGCCGAAGAUGGAUCUCAAAUGGCUUCCCAUUUUUUCAUGCUCGUCUACUUAAAGGAGUUGGUCCCUUAGGCCAGAUUUAUUUGGAGUUCACGUUUUACAUGUCACUUUUUACUUGUUAUUCAUGACAUGAAGAACAAACAAGUUGUUUCCAAAGAGCGGUUUACAUACGAUUCACGAUCUCACUUUUCAGCGUUCAUAUUCAAUUAUGGGUCAGAAAAAUUGAAAUGCAAUUACACAAUGCCGUAGUGUAGUUAUUAUGAAUGUAGCUUUCUUGAACCUUUGUAUAAUAUUUGUAUAUCUCGCUACACAACGGCAAUGUUGAAAUUUAUAUUCGGUACGUAAUUUUCAAAUUUUAAUGAACAGUGUAGGUCUUUAAAAAGCUUCCUGAGUGGAGUGGCGAUAUCUGACCAGGGACUUACCUAGACAGUGUAUUUGAAGAUGACAUCUUGGACAGUCGGUUAAUACGCAUUGUAAAGUGCCAUCAGACAGGGUCUGUGAACUCAGAGCAGAGUUAGUUUCUCUCCAUCUGAAAUUGGAAUGAAAUGAUGCCUGUUCAUAUUGUGAAGGUUUCUUUCAUAACAAAAAUAGAAUUAAAAAGUGUGCAUUUUAAGUUAGAAAGAGUAGAUUAUUACGGCCUUGCAAAGAGUUGGGGGGGAAUCUCCCCAGUUGUAGGCUUCCUUCUCAAGUCUUGCCACGGCCUUCAGUGCCCUAGAUAUGCAGUAAUAAAUGUGCAGUGACAACACUCACAAUUAGAGGGAGGAGGGCCAUUACAUCAGCCAAUACCAUUACUCCUCUAAUCUCAACCAGCCAACCAGAAAAAUGGCCCACUCACGGUGAAUAUAGACUGCAUCCGUAAGCUUGCUGGCCAUCAGGGCAUGUUCUUACUGGGUCUGCACUAUAUGUUGCCGAUUCGAAUGAAGGAGUGCUUAGAGCGUGAGCCUUUCCUCCCGUGAACAAACAGCUUAUUUCACUCUGUUGAAGAGAAGAUAUAACCAUGCAGGGUUAUUGGUGAGUUGCUGAAAACACAAAAAUAUUCACAUGCCUGUUUUUGCAUUUUUCACGUUUACAGCUCACCGUUGAUAAAGAAUGAAAGUUCAAGGAAAUUCCUCACCAAACCCUGUAAGCAACUGACCAGAAUCAUAAAAGCAAUAUUCAUUGGCCUUACCAUUACAGUCCCUGGUUUACCUCCCCAUUUCAGUGCGGUACAGGUCCCAUCAUCAUUCAUGUAGGAGCCGUCCGCCCAUCCUAUGUAGUCACAUCUGACUGGGGUAUACUCUGUGGGACAGGGGGGUGAGAUGGAUGGUGAAUCAUCGCCUGUACCCGAGGGCGGGCCAAUCAUUGUAAUGAAUGCUGAGAUACCUAGGCGAGAGAGAAUAAUUGGUCCAGUUAGAUUGGACGCCAGGAUAUCCUGAUGACUCUAGUUUCUUGGGGGGGGGGGGGCAAGAUGGAUGGUGAAUCAUCGCCUGUACCCGAGGGCGGGCCAAUCAUUGUAAUGAAUGCUGAGAUACCUAGGCGAGAGAGAAUAAUUGGUCCAGUUAGAUUGGACGCCAGGAUAUCCUGAUGACUCUAGUUUCUUGGGGUGGGGGGGGGGGGCAAGAUGGAUGGUGAAUCAUUUCCUGUACCCGAGGGCGGGCCAAUCAUUGUCACGAAUGCCGAGAUGCCUAAGACAGAAAGAAUAAUUGGUCGAGUUAGAUUGUAUGGCAAUAUGAAAGAUCUUACCGAGAUUCCUUAUCAUGAAGGCAAGAAUGGUGAUGGCACAAAGACGGGAAUGAAGUGACAUCUUCAUGGUAUCAAAAGGCAACAUUCCAAUCAAGUGAAUUCAGAACAAAUUGUAAAUUGAUUCGGACGAUGUAACAAACCUAACAUGAUCUCAUAGUCUGUCCGACCUCACACCACACGCCUACAUUGUUCUUGUGGUAAUUUCCUGCUUUGUGUUUUGAUUAUUGGCUAUUACUCUUAAUUUCUUAGUUAAACAUGCAUAAAACAGACCAAUAUUUAUCAUUACCCACGAGCAAGCAUAGAUUAAUGACCGCCAAGUGUUGGACUAAAUGUUGUCAUGGUACUCUUCUUGUUACAUAAUAGUAUUGUUCAGAUUCCAGGACUCAAUCUUGACAUUUGUCGCUUUCCGUUAAUAUUUGUCAGCGCAACUUGAAUGCCCCCGGCCGUCCAUUUAUAAAGCUGAUUGAUCAACCGGGCCGCGUAGGAAAGAUCAGGAUAAAAACAUAUCAAACUGUAAGAUUGUAAAAUUUGGCUUUUGGUCUUCGUAGCCUUGCAUCCAUCCGACAAAAGGGUGCAUGUAAGAUUAAUUCUCCUUGGAGCUAAAUUUACUUUCAUGCCAAGGCAAGUCUUACUGGUAACAAAAGAGAAAACAUUCAGAGAAGGCUUUUCUGGGAACCAGGUCCUGCUUCCCAUGGAGCCUCCUCAGUAUGUUGUUCCAAAAUUUAAGAGUGAUUAUUCCACAGUUCCAAUCUCGGGACACGACCACCAAGGGAUAACACUUCAACUUUACAACUUAUCUAAUCGAUUACUCUCUGCGCUCUCACAUUGAGUAUCGUGGAUUGAGAAUAGAGAAUCAGAAAUAAAGUAGCCAACUUGUCUUGAGAUGGAAAAAAUGGUUAGAUAUUUUUUAGAAAGUUGAACGAUCAUUGGAAGCUACUAAAUAGGGGUUGUCCUUAUUUGUGGACGUUUCUAAAAAGAGUAUAAUUAGAAGGCCUUGAUAAAUGUAAUUGUAUACUGUUUUGAAGGUUUUUUUCCCCUUGACAUAAUAACCAGUGGCAUUUCCAAGGUUAUUCCAGUGGACCUCCAGUGAGAUUUCAAAAAGGUUCUAUGUUGUUAACCCAGUGGUAGGCAGUACUGAUGCAUGUGUGAAAGCCACUACCACUCAACAUAACCAGUGGUGUUUCCAAGGUUAUUCCAGUGGACCUCCAGUGAGAUUUCAAAAAGGUUCUAUGUUGUUAACCCAGUGGUAGGCAGUACUGAUGCAUCUGUGAAAGCCACUACCACUCAACAUAACCAGUGGUGUUUCCAAGGUUAUUCCAGUGGACCUCCAGUGAGAUUUCAAAAAGGUUCUACGUUGUUAACCCAGUGGUAGGCAGUGCUGAUGCAUGUGUGAAAGCCACUACCACUCAACAUAACCAGUGGUGUUUCCAAGGUUAUUCCGGUGGACCUCCAGUGGGAUUUUAAAUGGGUUCUCAAGGGGUAUGAUUAUGUUUGUAGUUUUUUUCUGACGUAUGUGUUGUAAAUUUACAAUGUUCCAAGCAGGAGUUGGGGUUAUUUUCUGGGAGAAUUUCAUUUCACUUAUAAUGAAGUGUACAUUAUAUUGUGAAAUAUUCAAAUUAAAAAUUGCUUGGGUUGUUUUUUAAUUCCAUUUCA
Lineus longissimus is the source of this 5609-nucleotide messenger RNA. Its product is annotated as queuine tRNA-ribosyltransferase accessory subunit 2-like. The record is from RefSeq and is a predicted model, not a curated record. Gene Ontology annotation, molecular function: tRNA-guanosine(34) queuine transglycosylase activity. The coding region runs from base 297 to 1520 and encodes 407 amino acids. NCBI's taxonomy places the organism in Eukaryota, Metazoa, Nemertea, Pilidiophora, Heteronemertea, Lineidae. The transcript is spliced from 11 exons.